This is a messenger RNA of Myotis davidii, 7797 nucleotides long. It is a transcript of the gene NUDT3, whose product is annotated as nudix hydrolase 3. The coding region runs from base 13 to 474 and encodes 153 amino acids. The record is from RefSeq and is a predicted model, not a curated record. Gene Ontology annotation, biological process: diadenosine pentaphosphate catabolic process; adenosine 5'-(hexahydrogen pentaphosphate) catabolic process; diphosphoinositol polyphosphate metabolic process. Gene Ontology annotation, molecular function: endopolyphosphatase activity; diphosphoinositol-polyphosphate diphosphatase activity; bis(5'-adenosyl)-pentaphosphatase activity. The transcript is spliced from 5 exons. Lineage: Eukaryota; Metazoa; Chordata; Mammalia; Chiroptera; Vespertilionidae. Gene Ontology annotation, cellular component: cytoplasm; nucleus.
CAUGCACAAUGGAUGUGGAAUAUGAAAGACAGACAACUUGUAAUUCAACAGUACACCCACACUCAAGAUAAAAUCUUGGACCUACAAACAAAGGUGCUACUGGUGAGCAGUAGUCGCCAUCCAGACCGGUGGAUUGUCCCUGGAGGAGGCAUGGAGCCUGAGGAGGAGCCGAGCGUGGCAGCAGUCCGGGAAGUCUGCGAGGAGGCUGGAGUAAAAGGGACAUUGGGAAGAUUAGUUGGAAUUUUUGAGAACCAGGAGAGGAAGCACAGAACGUAUGUCUAUGUGCUCAUUGUCACGGAGGUGCUGGAAGACUGGGAGGACUCAGUUAACAUUGGAAGGAAGCGGGAGUGGUUUAAGGUGGAAGAGGCCAUCAAAGUGCUGCAGUACCACAAGCCCGUGCAGGCAUCAUAUUUUGAGACGUUGAGGCAAGGCUACUCCGCCAACAACGGCACCCCGGUCAUGGCCAUCAGAUGACUGAAGACCUGGAAGAGGGUGGAAUUGGAAACCAGACUGAGUGCAGACCUUCCCUCUCUCCCUUCUCUCCUCCCUCUCCUCACAGGCCUCCUCUCUCAAAUAAGGCAUGGCGGCAGAGAAAGGGCUCGGUGAUGAUGUUGCUGUUUGGUGUUAUGUGAUGGGCUUUUCUUCUCAGUUGGGGGGUGAUGUGUAAGUCCUUCUGUGCAUGAGCUGCCUCCCUGUUCACACCCUGCGUUCUCAGAGGCAAGCAGCUAUCCUCUGCCUCGGGUUCUGAGGGUUCCGUCUGUCGCAUCCUGGCCCUGGCCAGGCUCUCUUCUUCGAUUUUUAAAUUUUUUUAAAUUAAAAGAUACCAAUACGAGAUGAAAUUUUUCAAGAAUGUGCUCGUAAUGUGCUCUUCUGCCCAGUGGUUGGUCCCUUUCACUACAGGGUACAUUUAUCUACACAUUAUAUACUGGGCAUAUAAUAUGUAAAUAAGUGACUUUUAGAAGAGGAAUUUAACUGUUUAAAUGUUUCAAGAUUUUGUUUUGUUUUUUAAUUUGGGGCGUUCUGAAACAGCCUCACAAUUUGUUUUCUUUUAAUGUUAGUGACUAGACCAGUUCCCUGCCCCUCCUCUUCCCCAGUCACCACUGCAGUGAGCGGGCCGGGGGAGCACAGCCACGUCGCAGCACCCGGAUGCAUGGCCUUUCUCCUCGCAGCUGUUCCGGGCCCGGGAGGAACCGGGAAGAAACCUCGUUCCUUUUUAGUACCAAGCCAGGAGCAAAUGGCCUCCGCUCAGAUCCAGGAAGCAGUGACAGAAAUGGAAUUCCUCCCUGCGUGUUGACAAUAGGGGUUUGAACUGGGUUCUUGGGAUUACUUUCCAAAAACUGGAGCGUCGGGCCCCGUUCCUGUCCUGCUGGUUUGGGGUUUUUUCCGUCAUGCUGCUGCUCACCGACAUAGCCUCUCCUGUGCGUCCACGCCAUUGCAUGCGGGCUGGGUCUGGCCUGUGUGCUGAGCAGCCAGCUGUCCUCAGUAAGUGCAGCUGCGCAGCCCUUCCCCGCCCAGGUAGCCAUGCUAAGUCCCGAAACGUACGCAGGAAGGCAGUCCGGGUUUUGCUUGUCUUUGUAAGGUCAUAGCACUUGCAAGUGCCCCAUGAGCAUGCUCAGAAACACUGCAUGUGUCUCCCCCGCGGUGUAAGGGCCGCGAUGUGGCAGAGUGCGUAACGCUUGCUAGGACAGGUACACAGUGCACUGGCUCCCUGCAAACUCCUGUUGGGUUUGAUACAGGUCUUCUGCUGCUUCAUUUGCAGUUGUGUUGUCUAGUUGGGAAGUCGGGGUCUGAAAUCUGGAGUCGGGUGGGGAGGCACUGUUCAGCCCCUGGCUUGGGAAAGGAGCUUGUUGCCAUACCCUCAGUGGCAUCUCCUUUGUCAAAACACAGCCAAGAUGUGAAAUUAGAAUCGUAGUUCUUUAUUUAAAAAUUCUAAUAAAUACUCAAACUUUGAAAAGCUUUUGCUUUUCCCUCCCACUAGAAGAAUCUAAUGUAUCUGUUUGGCCUGUAUCGUGUAGUUUUCAGCAUUUGGGGGGUGUCAGUUGGUGAAUUUAAAUUUUGCUAUCCCCUCAGUUCGCAUCUUUUCUCCGAGUCUUAAACACAGAACCGCCGGCAGUGUCCUUCGUACCGUCCCCUCUGGGAAAGGAGCUCUAUCCCCAAGGAAGGGUCCAGCCGAUAGAGACAGCAGAUGGAUUGUCUAACUCACGGUUCACGUCCUCCUCGAAGACGGACACAGACACUGCUGCUUACGGCCUGACUUCGGGCAUUGGAGGUUCUGUUGAGAUACCUGCAGGGACAUGAAAUAAGUUCAGCCAACCACUGUGUGGAAUCCCAGAAGCACCUUCUCCAAGUGCUCCUCCCUUUGGGAGGUGGAUGGAGGUGCUUUUCCAGAGCAGUCGGUGCCUGGGAACGAACGGCAGCAUAUAGUGACUGGGGUCCGUGGUCUGGGCAGGCUUCUGGGCGAGAACAGCACUGUCCUGCGAAGCCCAGCUCGGGUUGGUGGUGGUGUCUUUGGGCCAGGAAGGUGGGCUGUGCCAAGGAAUAUUGCUCAGCGACAUGAGUGGGUGCUGUGAACUCAGUUAACGAGAGAGCGUGCGCUGUUUGCAUGACUGACCGCAGGAGGCUUUGUCCAGCGGUGUUGUCCGUGUGGCACCGGGGUUCUGAUGAGCAGGGACUAGUGUGGCCCCCGGCACUGCGAACACUGGCUGCCGUGACUGCACUCACAGUCCUUUUGUGUUAUCUCCCCAGAGAAAGGAAGGGAGAAACAAGAAACCACAGAAAGUGCCCUACUUGCAAAAUUCUUUAUUGACACCAGUUUGCCAUUAGUUCUGCCGAUAGAAACAGGUGUGUGUGUCCAGGGCAGAGACCACCUCUCUCACAGGGAGUCUGCAUGCUCUGGAUUCUGGCAUCGCCUGAGCGUCCAGCCGAGGCCACACCCUCAGGAUGGAGAAGGGUAGUAGUGGGUCUUUAAAUUCACAUUUGUGUUUAGUUUGUAGAUUGCAGCCAUUGGGGAAACACAAGUGAGGUCAUGCCAUCCUCAUGGACCAGGAUGUGUGUGUGUGUGUGUGUGUGUGUGUGAAAGAGAGAGAGAGAGAGAGCUACUCUCAGGAGUCAGAUGUGUGAGUUUUUUUUUUAAUGUUUUCAUUUUUUAGAGAGAGAGAGAGAGAGAGAGAGAGAAGCCUGGGUGUGAGAAGCAUGUGUUGGAUUGUUGGUGGCCUUCCCGAGCAGGGCAGCAAAUGAGACAGGAGUCGAGCUUUCUCACAGCAGACGUACAGGACGGACACAUUAAUGAAUUGACUUGUUUUUACAAGUGUCUGCUGCCCGGUGCCCUGCAUAGAGAGGGCUCCGUCACUGAGUCUGAGCUGAGCCCUGGGGAGGGUCAAAGCGGUGCGGUGCUGCCCCCCUCGCAUGGCAUGCAGUGCCUGGGCCGCGGCUCCGGCCGUGGGGCGUGCUGUGGGCGUAGGGCACUGGGCCUGACUCCCCAGCCUCUGGGGAGCGGGGUCACUGCCCUCUGAGAGUGUUUGCAGCGGUUUUGUAAACAUGUUGCUACAGAGUCAAGUUCCUUCAUGGCAAAAAAAAUACUUUCUGUUCUGCUUUGGAGUCAGCCCUGUGCGUUCUCAGUCUUGUUUGGAAGAAAAGGUUCCAGGAAGGACCGUCCUCCUCCCUCUCCCCCCCUUUCUCUUCUCCACGGACAGUGUCGUGGAGGCCUGGCCUCUGCCGGAGGACUGGCCGUCUCCUGUGGGGCUUGUGUGCGUGGCGAGGGCCGUGCUGGACUCGCUCCCGUUUCCAUCUGGCCUAGAGUCGCUAGCACCGCGGCGGCCUCCCCACCUGAUCUCUUUUUUAAACAGCUUAGCCUGAGCCACGUUUUUUUAGUUUACAGGAAGGAUUUCAUAACAAUGUGAUUUUGCCACAACUGUGAUUUGUAAUGUCCUGAAGUGCUCUGUAAGCCUGUCGCAGUUGAGAGUAGGUUUAGAAUUAGAAGAGAUGCCUGCAGAACCUCCAGUGGGAUGCAGUUCUGCCUUAAGAGAAAUGAGGGUUAGCGACCAUUGACGAGAUAGCGUCAGCCUGGGCACGACUGCAUUGCAGAAAGUAACCCACAUUGACCAGAAACAGUGGAGACAUCAGGACAGUUAGGUCAGCAGCUCCUGGGCGGGGACACCAUGUAAUGGCGGUGAACCGUGCAGACACUUCUCUAGUUCUUACUCUUGAAGAUGAGGAGGCCGGAACUGCGGCGGUGAGGUCACACGGCCUGGCCAGUCGCUUCCUGUGCGUCCUGCUGGGUGGCACCUCCUUCCCGGCUGCAGAGGCCGCUCCAUCGGGCACCGCCUGGCUCGGAGCAGAGGGGACAGCGGCCCAGGGCCUGCCUCUCGCGGUCAGAGCUGUGCUCCGUGACACUUGAGAUGUCACUGAAACAGUGGGACAUGGAGAUUGUCAGGUAGAUUGUAAACGGAAGCACUGACUGCAGCCUGUCAGGAGCCCACUGUCCGAGUCGGGUCAGCUGCGGUCACAGCCUUGGGGCCCGGGGACUAGGCAGACUCCUCCACUCCUGCCUCGCGGCAGCGGCGCUUUCCCACCACGUUCUCGCCUGAGCUGAUGCCCUUUCAAGGAUGGGAGAGGCCUAAGCAGGACACCUGAGAAAAUGACACCUCUCACCUUCAGAUUAAUCACAUCAUCUGUCCUCCAAGUCCCCUUAAAAAUUAAUAAAGAGAGAAGCAAAAAUCCCAUUGGGGUUGGUUCGGACAGGCUCCUUGUGCUGAGGCGAGUGGUCACCCGUGUGGUGCAUCUGCAAUGUGAAGUUUUCUAAGUAAAAAGGCAUGUCUGCCUCUCCGAGGCUUCGCAAUCGAUCAUUCACAGUGGCAAUCAGCGAGCUUGAGCUUGUCUCAGAGUGAGACUGCUGGGCAGGGAGCUGCGGUUCGCUCAGAACCCAGCGUGCCCGGAGGCUGUGCUGGAGAGGAAAUGAGAUGGCGGGCUGUUCCUCCAGCAGUCAGUUGUUUCUGUGAUUGCUCUAGGUUUCGUUCGGUUUACAUUCCAUUCUUAACCCCAAAGGGGCCAUCAGAACACCAAAGGAGGCAUUUAAAACCCUGGAGGUGGCCUUUAAAAGAUACAGUAAAGCAGUGUUGUCGCUCCCUGGGCUCAUCAGCCAGCCCAGAGGGAAGGUUUUGUUAAUCAUUGAGUUGAAGAGCUUUAAGACUGGUUCUGGAACAAUUACAUACUAAAUUGCUUGCCAUCUGUGGGUGUACCUGUGAGCGAACAUCUUGACAGUCCAGUAAAACCACUCUGGGCUUGAGGUCCCAUUUAGGUCAGAAUCUUAAGUCUUUGUAAUUCCUUAGGAAAACGCAAGAUGCCCGAUCCGAUCCCGCUGCCGGCCGCCGCCUCCCCUCCGCUGUCCGGCAGGUGGGCGCAGCAGCUCACCUGCAGGAAGCGGUGUCCCACGCUUUCCUGGAAACCCCACGUAACUAACGCUGAUGCGAGCCCGCCCGCUGAGCACUUUGUGCUGAACUGAAAUGUCCCCUGACGCGGCUGCAGGCCCAGGCAGCCUCUUUGGUGUCCUGUUGAAAAAGGCCUCUCAGGCUCACUGGCACAGGACCCGAGAAGACAUCUAGUUCUGGUUACUUGACUCCAGCAGCAUAACAGACGUGACUUAACGCUGGGGAAGGUCGAGGCUCAUUGUAGAGACACUGGGAGCCAGGACGGGUCUGCUCCACAGGAGCCUCCCGGGCAGAGGGGCAGUGAGGCCGUGGCAGCUUCCAGCGCUGAGUUCCAGAGGACUCCGGGGGCUUCUGCUCAGCCAGCAGGCAGGAGAGAGGGAAGGAUCCCCACGGACAUGGCAGAGGCUAGGCCACAGUGCAACCUGCCCGUCACCUUCCCACACGCUCAGAACCCGAGAGGCUCCCUCCAAAUUCAAAUUUGCUUCGGUGUCUGGUUUAGCCUGAGAACGUCACUCUUCGCUUCCGCCCGUGGGUGGACAUGUGUGGACGCUGCUCAGGGCACAGCUGCAUACGUGAGGCCAGGGCCAGGGGCCUAGUGUUGAGUUUAGCAGUUAGCCAAUUAGAGUCGGUAACUCUAUUGUAAAAGAAAUACAGUAUGUGGUGCGGUGUUGUAAAUGUCAGGUCUGUAUUUAUUGUUUUGUGGUCUGAAAACUUUCAAACUGGUUUAUAAUCAAAAGGUUGGUGGUUAAAAUAAGUAAAAUGUCAGUACAUCCAAGUACCAGUGUGCCCCGUGUGUGAGGACGUUCAGAGCAUUGGAGGGUGUUGGGAGCUGUUAUAAAAGUAAAGCAAGUGUCGGGCCUACCCAAGUGUGUUACUCCCAGAGAGCUUAGGCGCAUCUUCAUACUCGCUCUUGCCGGCCCAGCCUUUAUUUCAAGGACUUUGUCUUCCGUCCCAUCCAGUGAACGUGGUAGGGCGGGCUCUGAGGAGUAGGCAAGCCCUCGCCCUGUUUGCUCAGCUGCAGGGUUUGGUCUCCAAACAGCAUAAGGUUUAUUUAAGGUGAUUCCUCACUAGGGUCACCUCCACUCCUUCAUCUGCCCUGGACCAUUCCAGCUCUAAAACACGAGGUUCGCAUGCUUCCAAACCCUGCGGCGAGUUCAUAAAGGUAUUUCCAGGGAACCCUUUGGAUUGAGGCCAAGCACCCAGGAUGUAUUGAGUUUGAUUUUUUCCAAAGGACAGAAGUCUUAGUUGCUUCCCCGUGGUGUUCAUCCAUGUAACGGAGGCUCAAAUGGCCAAGUCCAGUCAAGUCUCCAGAACUGAGAACCAGGGGCCUGUGUACCCAGGGGCCAGCUCCUGGGAUCACCAGGCUCCUGGACGGUUCUGGUCCCACCAGAACUCUGCCGCUGUUCCUGUGCGUCGGGGUCACUCAGAAGCCCACGUGUCAGCCUUCCCGCCAUCAGGUCGCUCGGACCGCUCUACCAAGUGGGAGUGUGUACCGUUUAGGCAGUGUGCUCGGGUUUGUACAAAGGGGAGAAAGUGGAGAGAUCGGCAGAAAUAACCCCAGAUGAGCUCGGCAGAACGGGAAUCCAGGGACCGGCGCUUGUACAGGAGGAGGUCCUCUAACCUCCUGGGACCUGGUGCUGCAUUGUGAGUCAGUCUGCACCCCAAUCCUAAUGCACUCACUCCAGGACUUACGUUCCACCCAUGGCUAUAUGGCCUCGUUUUCUGUUCCUUUUGUUUCCAAACAACCUUGCUUGGUGUUGCAUGGAAACAGGUUUUCCUCCCUGCCCACCUAGGCCGCCUGCCCAGGCCCAGGCCCGGCCUCUUCCCUGUGUCUUCACAGCACCCUGAGGAAGACAGUGCCCCCAGCAGCCGUGGGGAGGGGGCUGCGGUCCACAGACACAAAGGGAACGGAGCUUUCCUGUUUCCCUUUCUCAAGCAGGGUUGCUGGGGCACCUUCACACCUCUCCUUACGGUGCUGUUAGCUGUGGAGGAGGGGAAAGAAAGGGGAACAGGGACCAGCACCAGGUUUGGGUCUGAGAGGUGCACAGCAGAGGUGAGUCCCACGCCCCCCUGUAACAGCAGGCCAGCCACAUGUAACCAUUCCCCUUCUCCCCUCAAGCGUCGGCUUAUGUGGUGCCAGCAAGAGGGCACACAAACCCCUCCCCGCGGCCCAGAGCUUUGGUAGUGCCCCCGAAACUCCACCCCACAUCCCACUUCUUUCUGUACAAAUGCUUAAACCUGUGAGCGCGCUAUUCCUCUCUCUGUUAAUCAGUUUUCUUCUCCAUUUGAGCUGUGGGAGAGGGAAGGGCAUUGGAAUCGUAGGUUGUAAUCUUGUGCCAACCAAUAAAAACCAGUAUUUCAUGCACAUCCA